CCGCUGACUUACGUUUAUAACAUGGAGCAGCCAAACUAUGCAUUUUGUCAUACUAGCAGGUGGCCAAGUCACCUUCUCUCGAUCAUCCCCCACGUGCAUACACCUCAGCGUGAUCGCUGUUUCUAGAGGUAAAUGCUUGAAUGCAGUUUGGAUUCUAACUCAAAGAUGAAACUUGAAUAAUAUACUAUUAUGCAGCUCAACUUUCCAUAGUCUCGGCACGCUCUCAAAGGAUUCAUAGACGUCCAGUGAUAUGUAUCAGCUCUUUGGCUCGUUCAGCAUUCACCAUAAGGCGACGUUGCGAGCAGCGGGAUUGCUCGUUGGUACAUGGGGAUUAAAUUAUACCUUGUUCCCAAACCCGUUCACUUAGAUGCUCCUCGCGAUGAACCUCGCAAAAGGCAGCGUUUUCAGUCGCAAGCUAGUUACUCCGGGCUCUCCGAACAGGCCCUCAUAACAACCUCCCUUCUGGCGACGCAGAAGGCUGUUUCCAGCUUCGACUCUAAUCCUGACAUUGAUCGUCGGUUGCGCGAAUUGGAACAAUCUCACACCCCUCCCACAGGUGCUGGAAUUUCACGCUUCUAUGUUGCACAGACAACAAGUAACAACCCAACUGAGGAUGACCACGCCGAAGCGGUUCUUCCAGUGCCCUCUGGGUACUGGUCCUUUUUUGCCAUCUUUGAUGGUCACGUCGGGUGGGAAACCAGUGCGUGGUUGCGCGACAAUCUUAUUCCUGCCGUCACAGGCGCGCUUGCCGACCUCUACUCCAACUUCCACAAAGAGUCUGGACUUAGUCAGACAUCAGUUCCUCUUCCCCAGGACAUUGAGAUCACCUUCAAGAACACGUUCAAGUCCAUUGACCAUGACCUCGUUCGUUCGGCGCUCGAUAGAUUUCUUUCUGAUCCUUCACGCGCGAAGUCCAUGAAUGCCCUCGCUCCGGCUUGGGCAGGCUCUUGUGCUCUCGUAUCAUUCUACGAUUCCCAUUCGAAGUUACUGCAUACCGCAAUCACGGGUGACUCUCGUGCAGUUCUCGGUCGUCGUGUCCUGGACGAUAACGGGAAGACAUUCUAUACCGUUCAUUUGCUUUCAAUCGAGCAAGAUGGCAAAAACCCUGCGGAGGUAGCUCGCCUACUCGCAGAGCAUCCUAGAGAGAACGUUGUCCAACAAGACCGUGUUCUCGAGAUCGCUGUUUCCUGUGCUUUUAGUGACGGUCGAUGGAAAUAGAGCGUCGCUGAGCAGAAAGAAUUAAAGAAGAAGUACCUCGGUCGCACCCCGCCGUCCGGCCUCACGACGCCUCCGUAUCUUACUGCUGAACCGGAGAUAACGUCCAUACGAAUUCAACCCGGAGAUUUCUUGAUCAUGGGCACCGAUGGUUUAUGGGAAUGCUUGACGAGCGAAGAUGCAGUCGGUUUGGUUGCGUGGUGGAGAGACAAAUCUUCUCAACGUCGCGUACCUAAACCGAAUGAGUUGCCUGUACAAUUUAACGGAGCUUACAAGGGCAAAAGUAUCCGCUAUGAGCAGUGGCAGGCGCAGAAAGCGUUUGUGAACGUCGAUCAGAACGUCGCUACACAUUUACUUCGGAAUGCUCUAGGAGGCGCAGACGCAGACCUCACUGCUGCUCUCUUGAGCAUGCGAUCUCGUUCGAGGGCCUUCAUGGACGAUAUAACAGCGUUGGUGGUCUUCUUUGAUGACAAAUAGACUCCUGUAACCAUGGACAUGCCGUUGACUCAAUAUGUUCAGUCGAAGAGCGAGAACGUCGGACGUCGUUCAAUGUACUAUUAUUGAUUCAUUGAGUGCGCCCCGUAAAGUCUAGCAACAAAGACAUCGAGCGCAAGCUCUGAGCUCGCGGUCGCACUACUGUGGCCUUCUUUGUGCUUCGCUUCACGCGAUAAACGGCCUGUCACAUUAUAACAGACCUUCCCAU
Somion occarium is the source of this 1918-nucleotide messenger RNA. The record is from the annotation of a GenBank genome assembly. Lineage: Eukaryota; Fungi; Basidiomycota; Agaricomycetes; Polyporales; Cerrenaceae.